AUGAAUAAGGAGAUUCUGGAAUUAUGUGGGAAACUAGUUCCGCAAGCUUAUGUUUUACAGGGAGCUCAAGCUAGGACCUCACAUGAGAAUAAAAUCAAACAUUUAAUACAGCAUAGAAAACUUCCAGAAGAAGCCUGGGAUGACCAAACAAUAGAGCUUCUGCUUGAUGAACUGGCGGUCAUGGACAGCAACAACUUCCCAGGUAACUGUGGUGUGGGGGAGCGAGAGUCCAGGAUUGCUUCUUCUCUUGUGGCCAGAAGACAUUACAGAUUAGGCCAUGGCAUAGGGCGCUCAGGGGACAUUACUGCAGUGCAACCUAAGGCUGCUGGCUCAAGUAUUCUCAUGAAGGUCACCAACAGCUUGGUUCUUGAUGUGAUUAAACUAGCAGGUGUGCAUUCAGUUAGUAGUUGUUUUGUGGUUCCAAUGGCUACUGGAAUGUCUCUAGUUCUCUGUAUGCUGACUAUGAAACUUAACAGACCAAAAGCCAGAUAUGUCCUAUGGCCAAGAAUUGACCAGAAGUCCUGCUUCAAGUCAAUGGUAACUGCAGGUCUGGAGCCAGUGGUCAUAGAGAAUGUUCUGGAAGGGGAUGAGUUGAGGACUGAUAUGGCUGCCAUUAAAAAUAAAAUCACAGAGCUAGGAGCUGAAAACAUAGUGUGUAUCAUGUCUACUACCAGUUGUUUCACACCUAGGGUGCCAGACAGGUUAGAAGAGAUAGCAGCAGUCUGUAAAGAACAUGAUAUUCCACAUUUAAUCAACAAUGCCUAUGGCUUGCAGUCGACCAAGUGUACUCACCUCAUCCAGCAAGCCGCCAGACUGGGUCGGGUGGAUGCCUUCGUACAGAGCUUGGAUAAAAACUUCAUGGUGCCAGUUGGAGGCUCUAUCAUUGCUGGAUUUGAUACAAAGUUUGUGGAACAAAUUGGGAAAGCAUAUCCAGGUCGAGCAUCAAGCACACCCACACUGGAUGUGUUCAUUACCUUGUUGUCCUUGGGUGCCAAAGGCUAUAGACAACUGCUUGAAGAGCGAAAACAGAUGUUUUCUUAUAUGGCCACAGCCCUAUCACAAUGUGCUGCCAAAUAUGGAGAACGUCUGCUAGUCACCAAGAACAAUCCUAUAUCAUUAGGUAUCACCCUCAGCCUCUUAGAUGACCCCAAAGGUGAGAAAGCAACAGAGAUAGGAUCUAUGCUGUUUACAAGAUUUGUUUCGGGCACAAGAGUUAUUGCCCCCAGUGAAGUAUCCCAGGUGAGUGGGUUCUCCUUCAAGAACUUUGGAGCUCACAGUGACAACUAUCCAACUGCCUACCUUACUGCCGCUGCAACAGUGGGUAUGACAAAGUCUGAUGUGGACAUUUUUAUACAGCGGCUGGAGAAAGUUCUUUCGAAGUUCAAGGAGCAGGCAACUGAUUCAGAGCUUGAGAAAAACCUUAAACAAUGA
This is a messenger RNA of Candidula unifasciata, 1431 nucleotides long. Lineage: Eukaryota; Metazoa; Mollusca; Gastropoda; Stylommatophora; Geomitridae. The record is from the annotation of a GenBank genome assembly.